ACCGCGUGACAUAGCUUAUUGCGGAAUUGGAAAUUUUUCGUAAAUUAUUUACCGCAAAUCGAGAUCCUGUAUUCAGCUACAGAAGCGUUUAAGCUGGUUCAAAAUCGAUAAUAGUUGUUGGACGCGAAUUUAGUUGUCUAAGCCAUGCCUAACCAGUUUCAGAAGGAGAGCUUAGACGCGCACAAUCAAUACCGCGCUCAACAUGGUGCCCCACCAUUGAAAUGGUCCUCAAAACUUGCGUCCGAUGCGGAGAAAUGGGCUAAACAACUGGUGAAGUUAAAUCGCCUUCAACAUCACACUGGAGAUGAUGGCGAAAAUCUUGCGUAUGCUUCAGGCUAUGAACUAACAGGUCAGAGAGCCGUAGAUAUGUGGUACGAAGAGAUCAAAGACUACAACUUUGGCAACCCUGGAUUUUCUUCAGGAACAGGCCACUUUACCCAAGUUAUAUGGGUAGGCUCGCAGGAGGUGGGGGUCGCCAAAGCAAGCAACGCUAAUGGCACACAAUUUGUAGUUGCACGGUACUACCCUGCUGGGAACGUUCUGGGGCGCUUUCCGGAAAAUGUCCAGCCCAAAGGGUCUAAGAUUUCCAAAAAUGCUGGUAAGAAGACGGAACAGCCUCGAGGUAGCAGGCCAGUGGGUGGGAAAGUGCAAGUCACCGUCAAUACCAAAGGCGCUACUGACAAACCACAAAGCACCAGGGAAUUCAAGAAUGAACUUCUCAAGUCACACAACGAAAUCCGCACCCAACAUGGUGCACCUUCUCUGAAAUGGAAUUCGAAACUGGCUGCGGAGGCACAAUCUUGGGCAGAAGAUUUGGCAAGUAGGAACUGUAUACAGCCCAGCAGCUCAAAUGACUACGGAGAGAAUAUUGCUUAUAUGUCCGGAGGGCAACUGACAGGGAGAAAGGUAACUGAUAUGUGGUACGAGGAACACGACAAAUACAGCUUCAGAAACCCAGGGUUUUCUUCGACUACCGGCCAUUUUACCCAGAUAGUCUGGCAAAGUUCUAAAGAAAUGGGAGCCGGAAAAGCUGUCAGUUCAAGCGGAGCACAAUUUGUCGUGGCGCGAUAUCAGCCCCCAGGGAAUGUCCGGGGGCAGUUCCCCGAAAAUGUCAAACCGGCAGGGACCGGAGGGGGAGGUGGACAAAGUUGUUGUGUCAUUUUGUGAUAAAAGAAAUACAUGAGAUUUAAUCUGGUACUGAAGGCUCAUCGGUAGAACACCGGAAUCGAAUUUUUUUUGUUAGACUUCAAAGAGAAAUAAACAAUAGGUAUGCUACAAUCGCGGACGAAACAUGUUUGGACAGGAUGUUCAUUUAUGAUAGUCUCGCUUCUCAAAUCUCACUGGAAAAGAACAAAAAUCACACCCCUCCUCACUGCGCCCUCCUUGACCCAAUAUGUCAAAUGUAUGUUUCGCCGGCGAGGACAAAUAACGCAAACAACAAUGAAUGAGGCACAAAGGCCAAGAAAAGUGCCAUAUAUGAACCAGGAUUGAAAAAAGGUUUACUGUAGGUCUACUCUUUAUGGUAGCCAAUUCAGAUUAUCGCCUCGGCAAUUGAUAAAACCAAAUAUCUUGUACUACCCUCCACUGAUGCAACACCACAGUUUCUUUAGAAACCGUUACCCCAUUUACACUUGGCGUAGUUGUCUCAACAGUUUUGUCCGCGACUCUCGUGUUAAUGCUUCAGAAAAUCACGAUCUAAAACGGCAGAUUGGAAGGCAAAAAAAAACGCUCAAUAGAUUAUACCGCACAGGAGAUGUUAAUGAAAAGAGAAAAUGAAUGAAAAGAUUUUGAAAUAGUUAACAUUCUGGUAAUCGAGCAUUACUGGUAUAGACAGAAGCUAAGUUAUUGUCAUGAAUUUAUUCAAUAAAA
Pocillopora verrucosa is the source of this 1869-nucleotide messenger RNA. NCBI's taxonomy places the organism in Eukaryota, Metazoa, Cnidaria, Anthozoa, Scleractinia, Pocilloporidae. The record is from RefSeq and is a predicted model, not a curated record.